UUUACGCUUGCGCACAUUUCCGUUAUCCGGGUAACUUUCGGUCCAAGAUGGCGCCCGUUGGCGAGAGAAAUGACAGAUUGGGUUCAUCAACGCCUGAUGAUGAUGAAAAUGAAGGCCAAAAUCUUUGGUCAACUAUCUUGGGAGAAGUACAGUCUAGCUCUUCAACAAAUUUACCUACAUCAAAAUCUAUUUUAGCUCUAGGAGAUACAGAAUGUGGUAAGACCACAUUAGUAGCCAAAUUACAGGCUACUGAGGAGCCAAAGAAAGGCACUGGUUUAGAAUAUUAUUAUAUAGAUGUCAAAGAUGAAUAUAGAGAUGAUCAAACUAGAUUAGGAGUAUGGGUAUUAGAUGGAGAUACAACACACACUAGUUUACUUAAAUAUUGUAUAACUGAAGAGAACUUUGAACAUAGUCUAGUCGUAUUAAUGGCAUCCAUGUCACAACCUUGGUCAAUAUUAGAAUCAUUAGAUAAAUGGGCACAUGUCUUACAACACCAUAUAGAUAGGAUGAAGCUUCCACCCGAAGAUAGGAGAGAAUAUGAAGAAAGUUUGGUACGAUACUUCCAAGAAUAUGUAGAACCUGUAGAGGGACAGACAACACAGUCUGCUCCACGUAGAGAUCACAAUCCUCUACAUCCACCAGCGGUACACAGCGAUAGUGACAAAGUUCAGCUACCGUUAGGUGAAAAUACACUUACACACAACCUAGGUAUUCCAAUUGUAGUAGUUAUAACACAGAGUGAUGCAAUCUCAAAGUUAGAAAAAGAACAUGACUACAGAGAAGAGCAUUUUGAUUUUAUUCAACAGCAUGUUAGGAAAUUUUGUUUAAAAUAUGGUGCUUCUUUGGUGUACACAUCAGUGAAAGAAGAAAAGAAUUGUGAUUUAUUAUAUGGAUAUUUAGUACAUAGAAUUUAUGGCUUCCCAUUUGAUAUGCCAGCAUAUGUUGUAGAAAAAGAUAGUGUAUUUGUUCCAGCAGGCUGGGACAAUGAGAAAAAAAUUAGUAUAUUAUUUGAAAAUUUACACAAUAUGAAACCAGAUGAUACAUAUGAAGAUAAAAUAGCCAAACCAAAAGUAGGAAAGCAAAUCCAGAGAGAUGCAGAAGUAGCAGUAGAAGAUGAACAAGUAUUCUUACUGAAACAACAAACUACAUUAAAUAAAACUCCAGCACCAGGCCCAGGAGGGGAAUCUCCUCAGCGGCCACCAGCAGGUACAUCUACAACCACUCCGCCAAGACAACAACAGACGACACCACAGUCUACAGCAUCACCUAAAAAGAUGGAGGGGGCAAAACCCGGUACAGCACCUGGAAGUGAAGGAAUGCUGGCUAAUUUCUUCAACAGUCUACUGAAUAAAAAUCCUAAAGGAGGCACACCUGUAGCUGGAAAUAAAGCAGGUUUAGGUGGAAAUCCUACCAGAAUUAGUCUGCAUGCAGCCUUAGAUGGGGACGUAAAAUUACGGACCCGAGAUAAAGCUGCCGUUUCUCAAGAUGCUGCUGCUGAAUUAGAGAGAAUGAAACGAACAAAGAAGACUGUACCUGAAGUAAAACCUAAUGGACCUGAUAGUACGGCCACAUGAUCUCACUUUAAUUCUAGUUACUCUUGACAAUUAUAAAAAUCUACAGCACUGGCCCUUUAAAAAAACAUAUAUAUCUGUGAUGGUCAGUAGCAUGGUCGAGCGGCCGAUAAAAUGCCAAAGGGACCAUUGGUGAAGUUUACCAUUUCCUAUCAUGCCCAAAGAAAACAAAUAACAGCUGGGAAAAUGUAAAUUUCAUGAGCCUGAAAAAUUAACAUGGUUGUGUGAGUGGCAAGAAGAGUAAUGUCCCUUUGACAUCAGGGUAGCCAUUGGGGAACAUGCUUCAGAGGUCAAAGGCUAAAGUGCAAAGUUAUAUUCUUGUUACAUCUUUUGUUUUCAUGGACGUAGAAUCUAGUCAGUCUGCUUGGCAUUACACAUUGUCAUAAUAUGUUUACAAAAUCACGCUGUGUACUAAAUUUUCUGGGCAAUUACCUUUUUUUAAGUCUCACAAGUUUUACUGUUUGUGUGUUCACAUUCCAUCAUUAGUUUGAGUGCACCUUUUAUAAUAUAACUACUAUAAAUUCAAACAGAAUAUAUCAUUAGAAAAAAAAACUUGCCUUUAUUCCUUUCAUCUCAUAUUCGAAAGUAAUUUUCAAAGACUUCCUAAUUCAGUUAUAUUGAAAGGAUGUACAUUUUUUUGUUAUUAUGUGAAAAAAAAAUAUAGAUCAAAUAAAAGAUUGUAUAAUUGGAAGAAGUCAAUUUUUUGCAUUUAGAAGUUCAACAUUUCAUGUAAAAAAAAAAUCAGUCAUUGGUUGAGAUUAUAUAUUAGAUUCUACACAAUGUGUAAAGUUAAACUCAUGUAGAAUUAUACUUUCAUAUGCACCUUCUUGGGUAUUGACCACUGAAAUGUUAGUUUGCUCACAUAAAAUAAUUGUGCAAUAGAGUUUAGUGCUGAAUUAAAACUUUCCUAUUGUAUCUAUUUGUUAGUCCGUUAUAUCACUCGGUUUGAAAGACAAGCAUGUGAACAAUUUUUGUUUUCAGAUUUUUACAAUUUCCAAAGAACUUUUUUUAAGUUCAAAUGGCCUUUUCAAAAUUUGUAUUGUUUUCACAUUACUGUUGGGAAACUUUUUUUUUUUUUUUUUUUUUUUUUUUGGAAGAUUACCUAUUUGCAUUUUUUUUUAAAGUACCAUUCAAAAUAAUGUGAUUUCAUAAAUAUGGCCCUGCCAAUUUCCUACUUGUCAAAAUGAUCUAAAUAAUUUUUUUUGAAACAAAAAGAAAUUGUUUCAAGAUAACAUACCAAAUAUUGACAGAUAUAUAAAAUGUUCAUGUCUGCAACAAUAAAGUUAUGUGGAACAUCUAUUUAUUGAAAUAUUCUUUAAUGAAGAUACAAUAGGAAAGUUUUAUUAUGAAUUAGAGGCAUUUUCUCAUUGAAUGUACACUCUUAAUCAUGAAAUUCCUAUAUGUAUCCAACCCUGAUGAAAUAUUCCAGUUACAAGGAAAUAUUUUUAAAUUGUUUAUGUAUGUUAUUGUAUAUUAUAUGUGAAGUUGCUGUGAAUAGUUCCUGUACAAAGUACUUGUAGAGGCUGCUUGAUGUUAUUGUAGGUCAUAAAUUAAUACCAAACUAUCGAUUUGGUGUGAUAUAAUGAAAUUAUUCAAAAUCUUGGAAGAGUAUCAUUUUAGAAUGAGUCAAAACUGCAAGUCAUAUGACCAAAUUUGUUUUUUAUUAUUUUAUAAUACUACAUCAGUGGACAUACAAAAUUGAUAUUUUAAAACUUAGUAAUUUAAAAAGAUGUGGAUACUCAUUCUGAUUAAAGUAAGAAGGUAUUGCAUUUUUAUAGUGCUUGCAAAUUUGAAGAGUGUUUUUCAAUUAUUUAUAUAUCUUUGAACUUAAAUUAAGGCUCUUUGAGUUCCUUGACACAAAACUUUUUUUUUUCAUUAUUUGGUGCAUUUUGUUAUUUAGAGCAGAAAUACAACUAAAUCAUUCAUUUGAUGCUUAUUCAGAAUUUUGUUUAGUAUUGUACAUAAAACCAAUUUGUAAAUGAUUGUUAUUUAUUUUAUGUAAAAAUUUUAUGUAAAUCAUGAAAGCUAAACUUUAUCAUUAUUAGUAAGAGGGUGUGUUUAAAGUAUAUGCAAUUUGUUUUCCUUGCUUACAAAGUGGAGAUUUUUUUGUGAGACUAUAUGAAGAGUGCCAUUGUAAAUAAUUUGGCAAGAAACCAUAAUUUGCCAUGAUGCUUUAACAACAAUGAAAGUAUUAUAAAUUUAGGCUGUUAUUUUAUGAAUUCUAAAUAUUUUAGCAGUCUGUAUUAAAAAAAAAGAUAUUUGUUCAGUCCCUUAAUUAGUGCUUUGUUAUGAUUAUCAUAGCAAUUAACUUAGUCCUAAAAAUUUGCAUUAAAUUUGUGCUUUUGGGAAAUACCCUUACGGUAACUCCCAUGGCUAUAUUAGAUCAAUGCAUUUUUUUUGUUUUUGGAUUUCACAUUAAGAUAAUUGUCUGCAGUUCAUACUAAAUACCUUGACACUGUGGUCAAUAAAUAAUUAUUACAACAGAUUGAUACAGAGUUAAUGCUGUUACUUGCUGUUGAUUGAAACAUAUUGGUGAUACUGUAACUGAACAGUUAAUAAGACAAAAUUAUACAGAUGUUUUAUGUAAGGGUUUACACUUGUAGAAUUUAGAAGUUGGUUACAGGGUUUGGAUUUUAAGUAAUUGGUUUAUGUGAAGUAUUGAAUGGCAGAAAUCAUGUAUGUUUGGUGCUGGCUAAAUACCAGAAAGUGCAUUUAUGUAUGAUAUGAAUUGAUUGUUGAAAACUGAAUUUAGUUUAAUCAAACCGUUUACCAAUACAUAAAGCAAUAUCAUAUAUUUAUACUAAAAUCACAGAACAAUAUAAAUGUGAAGGUCUUAAAUUUCUAAAACAAUAUAACUCAAACACCAUUAAGAUAAUGUUCAUUUCAUGGAAAACAAAAUGGCACCCAUGUUCAUCCACAAAACCAAACCAUAUUUUACAGUAAAGUAUAUUUUUUUUGUAUUGAAAUGGAAGAUCAACAUUGAUUAUGUUUUAAAAUGGUCCGACUUUGAAAAAUUAAAAUAUGUUAAUAGUGGAGCCUCAAUUUAUUAAAGACAUUGGGUAUGCUUAUGGAUUAUAUUUUAUUGCAGAAUAACUAAUAGACUAUUUUCAUAAUACCAACUUUUGAUUCUGUAGUUUCAAUAUUUUAGACAGGUAACCUUCUCUGUGGUAGGACAUCCUGGUACUCAGUCAAGUAAAAGCCUAAAGAAGUAAAAUGAAGCUUACGAUAGGUACAAUUUAGGGGGGUAUUUAACUGUUUAAUGUUUUCUAUACACCACAAAGUCAACGGAUAACAGUUAACUUUCCCCCCAAAAUGCACCGAUUAUAUAUUUUUUUUUUUUUACUUCUUUUGGUUGCUCCUACUUGAACAGAUACCAGGAUGUCUUACCACAGAGUAGGUUACCUGUCGAAAAAUUGAAAAAUCCAGAGUCAAAAGUUGGUAUUAUGAAAAUAGUCUAUUAUUAUGGAAAGAGUAAAUAACAAUUAAGAUUUAUGGAUCUACGUGUAUUUUGCACAAAAUGAUUGUCGAAGGUUUAUAUAUAUUAGCAUAGCCUAAGAUGAGGAAAAAAACACUACAAAAGGUAAAAAAUAAUUAAAAAAAUUAUUUUUGAUAGACAAAAUAAUAAAGGCUUCAAUAAAAAAAAUAUGUAUAUAUAUGCAAGGCCUUAGUUGGGAAACUACAAAGGUUCGAAAGUAAAUCUAUAAAAAUGCAUGAUAAGAUAAAAUGAUGUUUGUAGAUUAGUUCAUUUUCACAGCAUAAUUUAUUAUUUUGUACUAUGGUAAGAGGUUUUUGUCAAAUUUUUAUAUAUUUUUCAAUACUAUAUCGAAGCAAUCACCAUGUCAUAAUCAUCUAAUACAGGAGUGUUUUAUUGAAUGCUGUUACAUUCACUGUAAGGUCAGGGUCACUUCUGUCAAUUUUGUCAAAUAAUUGCUCUAAAGUGACCUUUGUUGUCACUAAAAUUUCACAAUUGUGAGAAAACAAUUAACUACUACAAAAGAUCUGUUUUGGAAAUUUAUCUUUCAUCCUCUGUAGGUAAAGUUGAAGUAAUGUCCUGUUUAGUCACUUUCAGUUUUAGCAAUAAUGUUUUUUUGGUUGUGACCAUGUGUUUACCUUCAAAUGAUGUACAGUUGUUGUGCAUAUCUAGCUUAUUUGUAUAUUUGCAGCAAUGAAAAAUUUAAAUUAUAAGCCUUAGGCAUCUGUGCAAAUAUGUUUUCAUCAUCCACAAAUUGCAGCAUAUGAAUUUAUUGCUUUUAUGGUCAGUGUAGUUAAUAAUAACUUCAUAAUUGAGUUACGAUACUGGCUUUAUUAAAGAUUCUAUAAUACAGUGGGUAGUGCACUGAGCAAGGACAUUACCAGAAUUGACCCUGAUUUUAUUGUAUGUCUAACAACCUUUUUUUUAAAACUGUUAUAUCUUGCCAGUAUUAUUUUAGUGCAAAUAUCUUCCUUCAAUACCCCUUCCUGCCUGAAUCCCUUUAUUUUUCAUCGGCUUGAUAGUGAGCAAUAGAUGUAUUCAUAUAUUAUUCAAAUUUUUAUUUUCAUUGUUGACUCAUAUCUGUUUUUGUUUUGCUUAGGAAUUUAUUAUUUUAUAAUUCAGAGCAUUUAAAAAGGAUGUUUGUACUUUAUUUAUGAAUAGGAUUUACAUUUCCAGCUUUGUUUGAAAUUUAACAGAAAAUUAUGUGAUUCUAUAUAGAAGCAGUCAAAAGUAUUCUUGAACAUUUCGUGUCUAAUGCCUAAAAUGAAGAAUGAUGUCUUCGACUAUGGUGAUAUUUUCUGUGAUAUAUGGAAGGUAUUCUGUUUCACAGGUAUAAACAUUUUUUUAAGGUAUAGACAAAGAAGGAAAAUAUACUAAGCACUAAAUUAAAUUUGCUACCUGCAGAUAAUCUUUCGGAGUUAUAAUUCAAUAUAUGCUUGUAUUUUUUUAAGAUUUUUUAAAAGCAUAUUAUUCAGAUCUUGAUCAACUCGUUUUCCAAAUACUAAGGAAAAAUAUGAUCUUGUGGUUUAAUAUUUAUACCAGAAAACUCAUAAUAGGAUAUGGUUGUAUGAACUGUUGUUUUUAAGUGCUUAGUGCUUUAUAUAUAUUUUAAAAAAACUGUGUAACUGGUUGUAAUGAACAAACUAUAAUAAAAUCUUAUAAACUUCUAUGUAUCAUUGUGAUAUAGGAAAAAAUAUUGCACAGCUUGAGAAGAAAUCUCACUAUGAUUGAAAUACUCUUUUCUAAAAUGUGCCUAUUAUAGUCUAUGAAUCAAAUAAUUGCUUAUGUUUCUAUAGGUGCAGAUAAAUGGGUCAUGGACAUUGUAAAUGUUACUUUAAAGAAUAAAUGUUUCAAAGACCA
This is a messenger RNA of Mytilus californianus (California mussel), 6903 nucleotides long. Its product is annotated as cytoplasmic dynein 1 light intermediate chain 2-like. Bases 48 to 1574 code for a protein of 508 amino acids. The record is from RefSeq and is a predicted model, not a curated record. Gene Ontology annotation, cellular component: centrosome; cytoplasmic dynein complex. NCBI's taxonomy places the organism in Eukaryota, Metazoa, Mollusca, Bivalvia, Mytilida, Mytilidae. Gene Ontology annotation, biological process: microtubule cytoskeleton organization; microtubule-based movement. The transcript is spliced from 13 exons. Gene Ontology annotation, molecular function: dynein heavy chain binding.